This is a messenger RNA of Gadus morhua (Atlantic cod), 3190 nucleotides long. RefSeq lists its product as uncharacterized. The record is from RefSeq and is a predicted model, not a curated record. The transcript is spliced from 11 exons. Bases 1040 to 2863 code for a protein of 607 amino acids. NCBI's taxonomy places the organism in Eukaryota, Metazoa, Chordata, Actinopteri, Gadiformes, Gadidae.
CCGGAGUCAGAAUGCCGCUAGAUAGAUCGCUGGUAAGAUCGUAGUAUGUUUUGGUCGCUUGUUGUUCUAAUGUGUCUGCCUCGAAAACUCCACUCGUCAGCAAUGAGGAAGAAAAGUUAGAAUUAUCUGAUUGAACGCAAGAUCCCACAGUUCCAUGACGUGUGGCUCUUGGAGAAAGGUACAUGUUUGCCAAAAGAACAUCAUGUAUGACGCGUUGUUGGUGUAUUUCCUCCUUUGUCCUGUGGGGGCGGGAGACGCGUUUACACUUCCGGAAUUGCACAACACGAAGAAGAAACCUACUGUUUUUGUUUUUAGAAAACUAUAUGGUGUACACGUGUUUAGUCGUGACUAUAUAAAGGGUCAUAAAUGCAUCGAUUACACCGCCUGGGACAUUGAUCGUAUCCCAUGGUACUCCGCAGACAUGAUUUCGAUGGACGCUCUUGAGCGGAAACGUUAACUUUAGCAUGAAGAGAGUGUUCAUUGGGCAUUAGCAGCUCAACUCUAUAAAAUCCUCAAAAUCCUCAGGGAUUAUCUAAUUUUACAAACAUAACGCUUUUCCUCAUGAGGUCUAGCUUGAAGUUAAAAACGUCAGGUUUAAUCUCCAGAAAUGGUACAGGGGGGCGUGCAGUCAAAUACUAUGUUACUUUCUGAUCAUUAAAGGGGUCAUAUUAAGUAUUUUAGCUUCUUUCCCUCACCGGGUGGGUGAUAUAGGGUUCCUAUCUAUGUAUAAAGUCCGCUAAGUUAAAGUGCGUAUUGGAAGUUAAUUUUUUUUAAAAUAUUUAUACGUAACAUUCUCUGAAAAUUGCCCUUUGAAAUUAAAAUGCAGGAUUUUAUCAGUUUAAAAAAGUAUAUCGGCAAAAAUUCCAGUUUUAAAGUGACUAUUUUUUUAUGUGAUACGUCAAACGCGUCAUAUUACGUAGGAAUUGGUAGACGCAGUCGCUGUUGCUGCCUCAGCUCUAUGUGUAGUUGUGAGUAGUUACCGCGGUGAGCGGUCUUGUAUUCCCCCCACUGUGGUUUUUGGGUUUUUCUAAUCGACGAGAUGAGGCUUUGUAUCUGUGGGGGUUGUUCCAACUCCGACCUCCUGUCCGACCAUCUCCGAUUUCACAGUUUCCCCGAUCGGAGAAAGGAUGGAGCAGGCUUUCGAGCCUGGGUGCAUUUUGUACAGGUGAAGAGAAAGGACAUUUUUUUCGCCUCUGUCACCAAAUACACGUUCAUUUGCGCGGCUCACUUUAGACCAGAGGACUAUGUUUCCGGGGACAUGAUGGAGUUCAAGAUGGGUUUUCGGAGCGAGAAACGAGUGAGGCUGAAAGCCGGUGUGGUUCCCUCAAUUCAUGCUGCUCCAGCCUCAGCUUCGGGCUCAGCCACCGGCGGCAGUGAAGAUCACGGACCGGUCAGAGAUUCAACGAUUCGGAAACGUAAACGGUGCACUUCACGACCGGACGCAGUUACCGGACACCACACCAUUCAAGCCCGUUUCCACGAUGCAGGAUGCCAAACUGACCCCCCACACACCGUCUCCGUGGGUACACAGACGUGGGUUUCUCCACACGGGGUCUCGGAUGGGACACAGCCUUACAGAGAGGCAACGGUGGCUUGUCCCAGAGUGGGCCCUGAAACCAUGUCCGGUUUCCGAGAUCUCACACUGUCUCCCACCCCUAUAGGAGCCCCAGGUUUCAGUCCGAGCAAUAGACUUUGUAUGGAGAUGGAAGUGGAAGUCCCUAUAACAGAGUUCAAAGUGGAGCCCCUUGACUCAUCAUCUAACCCCGGCAACUCUGUUGUGAAAGAGGAGCCAGACAGUUUGUUUGGACUAAGGGCUUCGCAUGACAAUGCAAAAUACAUAGUAUUCGAAGGCUGCCUCAGAGAGCUGUUCGACAGCUGCCCGGUGUGCAGGGGACAGUGUGAGGUCCAGCGGCGACGCCAUGGGACCUACGUGGCAUUCAGUCAGCAUUGCAGACACUGUCGUUACUCAAGAGGGUGGCAGAGCCAGCCCAUUGUUGGAAGCACCCCCCUCGGCGACCUUCAGCUUUCAGCUGCCACAUAUCUUACUGGUGCAUCCUUCUUCAAACUGGCCAGGAUCUUCAAGGCCAUGCAGCUUCAGACCUUCAACCAGGACACCUUCAGGAGACACACUCAGUGUUUCCUGGAGCCGGCUGUUGUCCACAAAUGGAAAAAGGAACAGCAGAUUCUGCUUCAGAAGCUACACCACCAGGGAAAGGUUACAGUCUGUGGAGGUAUGCGAGAAGACUCUCCAGGGCACAAUACAAAGUUCAGCACCUAUAGUCUUAUGCACAUGGAGAGCAACACCAUAAUAGACGUUCAGCUGGUCAAGAGCAAUGAAGUAGGCGGUAAUGACCACAUGGAGAUGGAGGGAAUGAAACAAAGCCUUGACCUUCUGGAGCAGAACGGUUUAGAGGUGGACUACAUGGUAACUGAGCGUCAGCCACAGAUUCUGAAUCAUCUGAUGGAACGCAAGAUCCCACAGUUGCAUGACGUGUGGGUCUUGGAGAAAGUGGAUAAGAUACUCCACAACGAAGCGGUCUUCUGUGAUGUGGUGCAGAUGAGUCAGCACAACCAGACCUCCUUCCUGGAGGCCUUCCACAGCCUCAUCCAGAGUUUCGCACCCCAGAAGGUGGAUCUCCCUUUCAUGGGACUGUUGUGCAGGUUGUACUUGGCGAUCAUGCACUACAAUGAAAAUGCGGAGCGCAAGCAAGCUGGAACACAUCCCGGUCCAGCUGUCAUCAAAACAGACCCCACUUACAACUAUGUGGAUGCACUGCUCAAGCUUGUCUUUGAGGAGGUGGUUGAGAAUCCAACACCAUUUGUUGACGAGUUGAAGUCCAUCCCCGUCCCUGACCACGCAUAGGCCCAGUACGCGGAGGACGACGUGGGACCAAUUUUGGUAAUACAAUGCUGUCGACCAAUUGGGGGCUGUGCAGCACCAGCUGACCUGCACUGCCAUGUUGAUGCCAACUCCAACGGGGCCUACAUGGCGAUAGGCCACUUGCAGAAUCCCCUAAAGAACAGUGUUUGACUGCUUUUAGACUUUACAGAUUUGUACUGGCCUUGUAUUGUUGAAUUUGUUUUCAGAUUGCAUACUACUACCAGUGAGCUCUGGAUCAUCCAGACACCUGCUAGGAACUGGUCUGAGUUUAUAUCAGUUUUCUUCAAAUAAAACAAAUUCUCAAAAAGC